AUGACUAUCAUUCCCAAACGCAGUUACAACGUACUCACAACAUGCAAGGCCGUCUUCCGCGACGUGGGAGACUACUGGCUGACCACUGGGAACUUACGAACCACAAAACCACAAAGCCCAGCACAAGGCUUUCACCGGGACACAUUGCUCUAUCCCGUCCUUCAGUACCAACCUGCCACAUCACCAUCCCUGAUAGUGACGCUCCUUGUCUCCAUGACGGACGCCACUGUUGCCAACGGUGCAACGCGGGUCAUUCUCAGCAGCCAAAAUGGGAGGCUGUUGAACACCAUCGGAGGACCAGGCCGUGCAAGCAGAGCUAAACGCUGGGGACAUGCUGGUAAUCCCUCAGCGGCUGCUGCACGCUGGUGGGAAGCAUACGAAUCAGGCACCGAAUACAAGACGAAUGCUACUAAUUUUCUUCACAAGAUGUUAGCUAGUUGCUCUUGA
Molecule: messenger RNA, 447 nt
Organism: Aspergillus nidulans FGSC A4
Lineage: Eukaryota; Fungi; Ascomycota; Eurotiomycetes; Eurotiales; Aspergillaceae
Exons: 2
Coding region: 1-447 (148 amino acids)
Biological process (GO): terpenoid biosynthetic process
Source: RefSeq, a predicted model, not a curated record